This is a messenger RNA of Haplochromis burtoni (Burton's mouthbrooder), 5587 nucleotides long. It is a transcript of the gene arsia, whose product is annotated as arylsulfatase family, member Ia. NCBI's taxonomy places the organism in Eukaryota, Metazoa, Chordata, Actinopteri, Cichliformes, Cichlidae. The record is from RefSeq and is a predicted model, not a curated record. The transcript has 5 exons. The coding region runs from base 408 to 2120 and encodes 570 amino acids.
AUAAUGCAGCACAAUGUCCAAAUUCAGCAGAAGUAUCACUAAUGUGAGAUGUAAACUCUCCAUUAACACCUGGAUGUAGUAGAAAUACUGUAUUUUCUUUGGCAGUGGGGUCAGUAGGGGCUGAUAUUAUUUCAGUGAGGCAGCAAGGCAACUGGGCGGGGUUAACAGGAACACUUGGAAAAGUGGAAUGCUUUCAAAGGUGGCAGAAAGUGUUUGGAGAUUCAGCGAGGCUGGAGGUGUAGCUUUUCUUAGUUUUAGGUUGCUUAACUGUCAUUCAAGUGUACAAGGGGUUACUUGCAACACCUUAUGAGGGGAUUUUUUUUAACCCUGAGUCUCACUGCAUUGUUAUUUAGCGCCAGCUUACUAAAUACAAGCAAGCUUAAGUAAUUUAAAGCGUCACAGGAACCAUGGCAACGACAGCUCUCACCGGUUUCUCCAUGAUGAGCCUGCUGAGCCUCGGGUACCUGACCUGGGAUCUGAUGAGCCCUAACCAGGUGGAAAACGAUCCAGAAAAACCUUUUAUUGGCAGAUUUCCUGUCCCUCAACCCCCUCAUAUUAUUUUCAUUAUGACAGAUGACCAGGGGUUCAAUGACAUUGGCUAUCAUAGCUCAGACAUCAGGACACCGGUGCUGGAUAAACUGGCUGCGGAUGGCGUGAAGCUGGAGAAUUAUUACAUCCAGCCCAUCUGCACCCCAUCCAGAAGUCAAUUCAUCACUGGCAGGUACCAAAUCCACACUGGUCUUCAGCACUCCAUCAUCCGACCUCGCCAGCCUAACUGCCUGCCUUUUGACCAGGUCACGCUCCCUCAGAGGCUACAGGAACUCGGCUACUCCACCCACAUGGUAGGGAAGUGGCACUUGGGGUUCUAUAAGAAGGAGUGCUUACCCACUCGCCGUGGCUUUGACACAUACUUUGGAUCCUUAACGGGGAGUGUUAACUACUACACCUAUGAUGGCUGUGAUGGCUCUGGGCUGUGUGGCUUUGAUCUCCAUGAGGGGGAGUCAGUUGCCUGGGGUCAGAGUGGAAAAUACUCCACGCAUCUGUACACAAGGAGAGUACGCAAGAUCCUGGCAACCCAUGAUCCUCAAUCCCAACCGCUGUUCAUCUUCCUCUCCUUCCAAGCUGUUCACACACCCUUACAAUAUCCAGAUGAGUACAUCUACCCCUACCUUGGGCUGGAAAAUGUGGCACGCAGGAAGUAUGCUGCUAUGGUGUCAGCUGUAGAUGAAGCGGUUCGUAAUAUAACAUACGCUCUCCGCAAGUAUGGAUACUAUCAGAACAGUGUCAUCAUUUUCUCUACAGACAAUGGAGGUCAGCCCUUGUCUGGUGGAAGUAACUGGCCUCUUAGAGGACGUAAAGGAACCUACUGGGAAGGUGGCAUCCGGGGUCUGGGAUUCGUCCACAGCCCUCUGUUAAGGAAAAAGAGGAGGGUGAGCAAAUCACUGGUGCACAUUACUGAUUGGUAUCCCACAUUAGUGGGAUUAGCAGGUGGUGAUGAGUCCCUCACUGAGGGGGUUGAUGGGUAUAAUGUGUGGGAGGCCAUCAGUGAAGGAAAAGAAUCACCUAGGCUGGAAAUCCUGCACAACAUCGACCCUCUGUAUAACCAUGCACGCACUGGCUCCCUGCAGAAAGGAUAUGGCAUUUGGAAUACAGCCGUUCAGGCCUCCAUACGAGCUGGAGAUUGGAAACUUCUGACAGGAGACCCUGGUUAUGGAGACUGGAUUCCACCACAAAUACUUCCAGGUUUCCCCAGUAGCUGGUGGAAGCAGGAGCGUCACACACGUCCUCGAAAAACAGUGUGGCUUUUUAACAUCUCCGGGGACCCCUAUGAACGUUAUGACCUUUCUGAGCAGAGACCGGAUGUUGUGAAGCAGCUGCUUGCCAGACUGGUGUACUACAAUCGCACUGCGGUGCCUGUGAGGUACCCAUCAGAGGAUCCGCGGGCUGACCCCUAUCUGAAUGGAGGUGCCUGGGUCCCUUGGGUAGGUGAUGAGGAGGAGGACAACUGGGGCAGUUUUUUCCAGAAAAAAAGCAUGGAUUGGAAGAAGAAGCUAAAGCUAUCCAAAAGCAGGUCAUUUUUCGGGAAACUAAAAACUCGGAUCAUGUCUAACAUAGUAUAGGAGAACACAACCAAAAGAAAAUCACUGGUUUAAUGAAGAGGUGCUACUUUAGUUGAGAGAACAUCUGAAGAUGUGUUCUCACUCAUGGGCCAGGUUUCUGCAAGAUCGAGCUGUAGCUGCAGGUGCAUGUUCGAUUUCUGUAAGAAUAACCGGUUGGUGAUGUUUUCAUUAUUAAUUUGUUUGUAUCUCAAUUAUAAGUGUUUGUUUUGCAAAAGUGAACAUUAUAAGCUUCAAAAACACAUGAGCGAAUUCCAUUUUACAGGUGCAACUGUGCAAGCUAGUGUGUUUACUGUUGCACAGGUAAGGGUUGUUUUAAAAACUCAAAAUCUGUGUACUUGACAAGAAUGACAAGGUGGAAUCAUCAGAAGCUUUCUGGCUUUGAUUAAUGUAAAUGAUGACUACCUCUGUGGCAAUGUGACAUUAAUUGUAGACAUUAUUUCCUUCAUUAAAUUAGCCUCUGGAUUAUUGUAUUUACAUAUUUUCUACCUGAAGAAUAUUCUUUGUUUCUGUACACAUCAGAUUAUUUUUGUGCUGUUCUGUACUUUUUUAUAGCAGCUACCUGUUCCACUGAAUAUUAGGAGAGGGCUUCCUUCUUCAUUUGUCACAGCUAUUCACGAUGAGCUUGAACGAUUGCAAGGACUUUAGCAAAAAUCAGUACAAAGCAACAUAGCAAUAUGUUUUAAAAAACAGGCUUGUUUGCCUCAUUGUGCCAGAAUAAAAACUGAUGAGAUGCCCAGCCGGGCACAUAUAUGCUGGUGGACAUGCAUGUACAGACAUAGCUGUUUCUUCUAUUUUUAGAGCAGGGUAGGAGGAAGCAUGCAAAACAAAAGUCAAAGUAGCUUCAGUGUGUUUAAAAGCCCCGUACUAUUCGCACAGGUUUACUGCACCCCUAUAAGAAUGGUAGCUUCCAUCUCUGCUGUAAUACAGGAACUACCGAUGUAGGUUCUUUUUUUUUUUCACACAGAUGGUUUUUCUCAGUUCCAGUUGAGUGAUUAUAUGUGUGUUACUGCCUUAGCCUGUCCUGUUGUGUGCGUCCAUUAAAAUGUGAGUAAGCAAUGUACAUUCUUCUUUUCUAAUGAUGAUUUUUAUUCUUCUUAUUCUGUUCUCCAUCACUCCUCUUGCUUACUAACCUUAAUUAAGAGUAAGUGAAGAAUUGUAAAGCUUGCUUCCACCUGUGCAGAGCUGCAAUGUUUAAUGUUACUAUGUUCAUAGUGACUAUUUGAUAUUUACUUUUUAAAGUUUAUUGUGCUAUUACAAAAUUAUUCACAUAAAAAUCUGCAUCAUUUGAAUUUGUUUUCUUUACCCAAAUACUUGUGAGUCAUGUAGCAUGAUUUUUCAUAUUGAAUUCAGCCUCCUUUGUUGGAUAAGAGGAUUCUGUGUUUUAAUAUUUUCUGGAGAACAUUGCCUUACAGUUUCAUAUUGUGGCAAAGAUUUGCAUCCUUUUCGCGUGGUGCUUUUAACCAGGUUGUCUGCAUUUUAUUUGCUCUAUAUCUUUCAUUUCUCUUCCUUUUUGGAAAGCAAACUUAUGCAAACCUACAAACAGAAAAAGACAUCUCUCCUGCACACCCUGUAAAGACUAUUAAACAAUAAAGUUCUCCUCACAGAAGCUUCUGGACUAUUGGUGACUUAAUUUGUCACUUUAGUUUUGGUUUGCUCUUUCUCACACUAUCUGUGGUAACCAGCGUACCAUGUGUGGCUGACUGUUCUGAAAGUGUGACUGCAGUUCCCAGUGUUGUUUAGAUUCAAGUUUUCACAUGCAAUUACAACAGAGAGGAGAACAUAUUUGUUCAUAUGUGGUAAAUAUUUCUUAAGAUCAGUUCAGUACAGCAGCCUGUCUCAGUUCUCUUUGUGUUGGCAAGGAAAGUGAAUCACUUUAUUUCCUGCCCCUGUGAAAAUACCCUGCCUAUAUCGUCUCCCGUUUACUGUUUCCUGUCAGUUAGGGCUGAGGUUCACAGCAGAUUUACACCCGGAUGUGUCCAAAAUUUUCUAGAUUCAUUUUAAAACAUUAAAACCACAGCGUGGGUGAAUAAAAAGCAUGGAGCAGUUUCUUAUUCUUGUGCUAAUGGCAGCGGGAACUCAUGCUCUGGUUCCAGUUGAUGAGACUACUUGUGACCUCAGGACGAGCGCAUGUCCAUGCUCUCCUCUUCUUGAAGAAACUGUAUAUAUCCAAGUGAUGACUGAUGCUAAUGGCUGUCAACUGCAGUGUUUGAAGGUGCUUCCCACUGAGACAAAAACUGUGUUCAAUAUCAAGAAAGGAAAAACAACAAUAGACAAGGAAUUUAACAACAGACUAACAUUUAUAAUCAACAACGGUACAAUCAAGAUCACAAACGCGAGGAGGAGUGACUCAGGUCAAUACAGCAUUGAGGUCUUUAAUUCAGAUGGAGUCCAAGAGAAAAACAUUAAUUUCACCCUGGAUGUUAAAGACAAUGGAAACUUUGAAGGCAAGGCACUCUGGAACUUCGAAGCAGACAAGUGUCUUUACCUGGUCAUAGCCUGUUGUGUACUGGCAUUUCUCCUGAUAGCAGUGUCAUGCUGUUUUGCGUGUAGAGAAAUGAACCAUCGUAAGCAAGGUUCACGUGCUCGUGUACUUUAAGCAACAAGAUGACUGAGCUCACCUCUUCAAUAAUCAAUACUGGACACUGAACUAAAGAUUCCUAAAAAUUGGGGAAAAAAAAUAUCAAACUACAAAAAAAGAAAUCAGGAGGUGACUGUGAUAUUUUCAUUUUAUACUUGUACAUACUGAAAAAGACUUGUUGGGGUUUUGUCUGUAAGGGUUUUUGUAUGGUCUUUACUGUACAAUAUAUUGCACAUUGAAGCAACUGUAAUUGUGAUUUGGUGCAAUAAAUAAAUAAAAUAGAAUGGAAAUUGAUCCAAAAAAAUGUAUGUAGAUGAUUAAAAUGUUCAUUUCUAAAGCCUGUCUGAAGCCUGAUUAUGCAACACUAAAGUAAAAUUUAAAAAAAAAAAAAAAUCAAAAUUUAAAUGUCAUUUUUCUUUAUGUAUAGCAUUAGCUAGAAAUAUAAUAAAAGGUAUAUUAAACCUUUUGAUUUCUUAAAGUUUUUUUUAAAUUUGUCAUUUAACUCAUAUGUUUCUUUCACUGAAUAAAAAUGUGAUAAAAAAUUAAUAGUUUAAAAGCUAAAACUGUUAUAACUGACAGGACUGUAUGUGACUGUAGGCAAAUGGGGCAGGAUAAAAUCAAAAGAAAUAACAGAUCAAAAUGAGAUUUUGUGGAAGAUGCUGCAGGCAUGCCUGUGGUUUGUAUGUUGACAUGUUUCACUUCCUUCAAACUGUAGUAACUGUUUACAAUGAAAAUCACUCCUUGUACGGUGAAACUUAACAUGCAAUCUCAGAACAUGGAACUGCAGAAAAUAUGUCAAAAAUCUGAAGUGCUGAGAUUCCAGUUUUUUGAUUGCUGCAACACUUCAUGUCAGCACAGUGGCCUUUAAAUAAAGUAAAUAAAAGAAUGA